GUAAAAGUGAAAUUAAAAGUUCAAACAAUAUUUGAAGCUUUACUUCGUAAACGGGUUAUGGCUUCGGAGACUCAAAAAGUAGUAGUUCAUCUAAGAGCCACCGGCGACGCACCGAUUCUCAAGCAAUCCAAAUUCAAGUUCGUCUAUCUCAACAGCGCCUUCUCAUCAAAUCCUGAUGAACUAGUCACGGACCUAUAUAACAACUUCGGUUUUGAUGGUAAAUUGGUGGUGAAUUAUGCGUGUUCCAUGGCAUGGGGAUGACUACGACCAAGAUCACAUUACUGUAUAUAAGGUAUGUGUCCUGUUUAGGACCAGGAGAUUGCUAUUCAAUUCCCAUUGGUGCAAGGUUUCGCUGUAGUUCGUGUUGCAUUCAGCUGGCGAAACCGAUUGUGUAGGACUUGCAAUGGGGAUUUUGAAUCUCUUUCUUUUGGCUUCUUUGCAUCUUCUCUAUUAGUAUUAGCUGCAGAUGGUUCUACAAAAUUGAGUUCAAAACUAUCUUAAAGCAUUGAGCGUAUCAUAGUUUACAAAAUUGUAAUAUUUAAAACUAUCCCUAAACACCAUUUUCUUUAAUAACCCAAAUUGAAAUCGGUGGGCUCUAGUUUAGGUGAGCGCACCGUGCAAUAUAUGACUGGUUUGUUUCAUGCAUAGAGUGAGACGUAGGGAGUAAUAUAGUUUCAGAUUCUUUUCAUCUACAUGACUUUUUUUUUCAAAAAAAUAAAAUAACUCAAGCAAAUGCAUAUAUCCAUUAAAAAUAUGAUAUAUAGUAUGGUACUCCCUCCCUCAUAAAAAUAUGAUGCCAAUUUCUACCUCCACAUUUUCUUUCACAGUCGACCCAUUGUGCAAUUUUUUUUUGUUAAAUGUAUACUAGUUUUAGUCAACCAUUUCUUUUGUGGAGAUUGUAUGUGUGUGUGAGAGAAAGCUGCUUCCACCAUUCUACAUUUAGAACUCUAUCUCUAUGAUUUGACAAAUGUAUGUUCGGUUCUUGAACUUUGUUGCAAGUAGAAAAAUACAAGGGCAAUAGAGUCUUCACACAACAUGGAAAAUUUAAGCUAGAAUACACCCAAUCAACGCCUAUUCCAGCCACCAGUAAUAAGAUCCCACGUGUCACACCCAUAUUCUUUUGCUAUAAUAAACACACAUACCAUCUACAAAUAAAUGAAACAUACUAUUGUCGACCUAUUUUAUUACUUUUCAUAUUUUUUGUGUAGUAAAAGACAUUUUAUGCAAGUCAAGUACAAUUGCAUAUUCACGUGGAUCAAAUAAUGAGACAUUAUUGUUAACUAAUUUAUAAAAUUUCUUAAUGAUUUUGAUCUAUGUAAACCUUAUUCUUAAUACAAAAAUGUAGAACCAAGUGUACGGAGGUCACUUUUAGUUCAUCACAAGCUUAUUUUUAUGUCAUUAUAGUAAGGAUGACAUAAAAUGAUCUUAACAUGACCUCAAACCCAAAUUUUAUAAUAUAACAUAAAACUGCUUUAUAAUAAUCCUUCGUGUUUUUGUUUAAUUAUUGACCUUUAGAUUGCCAAAUCUGUCUGGAUUUUGUAUUGAGAUUUGUUGUAUGAUCAUUUUCCUUCUUAAGUAUAUUCUAUAAUUUAACAUUAUUUUAGAAGUUCUAUCUUAAUAUUGUUGUCUUUCCCAUUCCAUAUUAAUAGAGUUAUUUUACUAUUUUGGAAAGUUUCAAGUUAAUUGAGUUAUUAUAUUUUCAACAAAAAGUAAUAAUCUCUUAUUUUAUUCUCUAUACUUUAUUCACAAGCCACUUCACACUAUUCUUAAACUCUAUGUCAAAAACAAACGAUUCAAUUAAUAAGAAAUGAACGGAGUGUUAUACUAUAAUUAUGCUUCAAUCAAAUUAAAAAGUCCAAUUUUAGUAAUUUAUUUUCAAGUAUUAUUGUCAUUUGAGCUUUGAAAGCUUAACAGUCUGUUAUCCAUAUAAAAAAUUGGAAAAAUGAGAUAUAAACUAAUAGAUAUAACAUACUAGCUCAUACAGUUUAGCUACUAACUUUUUUGUCGACUAUUUGGAUUUCAAAGCUCCUAUGUCCUUUAAUUUUUGGAUUUCAAAGCUCCUAAGUCCUUUAACUUUUUAUUGCACAACAUCAAUAAUAUAUUGUUGUUCAAAAUUACAUGUUGAGCACAAUACAAUUUGAACUGAAACUACUAAACCUAUGUCACUAAUGAGAUGUGCCUCUUAUCGGUGGCGGAUCGGGAGAGGGAGGGGGCCUAUCCGAACGUAAAAUUGUCAUGGUCGGCGGCGGAGAUGGCGGCGCCGAAGCGGCGGCGGAAGACAACAAUGGCGGCGGCGGUGGAAGCGGUUGCUUGCCUCUUCAUAUUCCAUCUGUGCCUCUGCGCUCUGAGAAUUAUUGGAGAUAUGACAAUGAAAUGAAUGGAUCAAACCCAAAUGAAGAAGUCCCAAAAUUCGAAGAUUUCUUGGGCUGUUGCUACUCAAAUUCACCUCAAAAUGAACCGGGAGAGAUCAACAUGAACAUGCCGCCAAAUUUCGAUGAUCAAAAGAGGGAAGAAGGCUUCAACAAUCCGCCUCUGUUUUACCCGCCGUAUCAGUACGCCUCCGCCGGAGCUUACUUCGGCGGCGGUGAAGGGCUCAAGACAUGGCUGGAGAAGCCGGCGGCGGAGGGCGGCGAUCGUCAGGCUCUUUCUCUGACCGUGCAUCCGAGCUCUCAGGUGGUGGCGCCGCUGCAAGCGGUGGCGGAGGGGAAGAAACGGGCGGUGGCGAAGUCCGGGGCGGCGAAGGAAGCCGUGCCGAGAAAAUCGAUUGAUACUUUUGGGCAGAGAACUUCUCAGUAUCGCGGCGUUACUAGGCAUAGAUGGACAGGUAGAUAUGAAGCUCAUUUGUGGGACAAUAGUUGUAGAAAGGAAGGGCAGACAAGAAAAGGAAGGCAAGUGUAUCUUGGGGGAUAUGAUAAAGAGGAGAAAGCUGCUCGGGCUUAUGAUCUUGCCGCCUUGAAAUAUUGGGGACCAACUACUCACAUAAAUUUCCCACUAAGUGACUACGAGAGGGAGCUCGAGGACAUGAAGAGCAUGACUCGGCAAGAAUUUGUAGCCCAUUUGAGAAGGAAAAGCAGUGGAUUCUCGAGAGGGGCAUCGAUGUACAGGGGAGUAACAAGGCAUCAUCAACAUGGGAGAUGGCAAGCCAGAAUUGGAAGAGUUGCAGGCAAUAAGGACUUGUACCUUGGUACUUUUAGCACGCAGGAGGAAGCCGCGGAAGCCUAUGACAUUGCCGCGAUCAAGUUUAGAGGGACGAGCGCGGUCACAAAUUUUGACAUAAGUAGGUACGACGUGAAGAGGAUCUGCUCGAGCUCGACCCUGAUUGCGGGCGACCUAGCCAAGCGUUCCCCGAAACACCCGGGGCUUGCGGGCGUUGAAGACUACAACUCUUGUGCUUCGUCGGCUUCGCCUCAGGCUCCAUUGCUGAUAACCAAUGGCGAGGAGAGAGGCGAAGCUGAGGAGCUUGCUGACAUGAUGUGGAAUGCCCACCCAGACGACAAUCGGGCCACCAAGGAUGACACACAACCGGGCCAGGGACAGGGGAGUGGGGAAUCGCCGGGCCCACACAUGAGCCCGCCCCGGAUGGACCAGGUGAUCGGAGAUGGGGGUGGAUAUUCGCGGGGAUAUUUCUUGGAGGGACAGAAGUACGUGGAUGUGGGGUGCGAUCUCGGUGGUUCGGGCCGGGCCGGGCCUGAUGUGGGAUUGGUGCAAGAGGCUCCUACAUUUGCUUUGUGGAGUGAGUGAAUGGUAUUCAGACAAGACUUAGAUCAUGCAUGAUAGGGUUGGUGUUAGGAUUUUGUCCACUUUUGUAGGAAAUACAAACUUAUUGUGGCUCAAGUGAUAUAGAUGGGACAAAAGGGAAGAAGAUAUUGCAAUGGAUGAUGUGUUUUUUGUGUAAGUUGAGAAAUGAAACCAAGUUUUUGUUGGUUAUUGAGAGGCCAAUAGUAGGACUUUGUCACUUGGUGUAUAUUUAAAUUGAAAUUGCUACCUUUUCUUGGUAAUGUUCACACAUUCAAUCAUACUAAGAUUUGAAAAUUGUAUCUA
Molecule: messenger RNA, 4041 nt
Organism: Salvia splendens (bonfire salvia)
Lineage: Eukaryota; Viridiplantae; Streptophyta; Magnoliopsida; Lamiales; Lamiaceae
Product: AP2-like ethylene-responsive transcription factor AIL1
Exons: 13
Coding region: 2236-3741 (501 amino acids)
Biological process (GO): regulation of DNA-templated transcription
Molecular function (GO): DNA-binding transcription factor activity; DNA binding
Source: RefSeq, a predicted model, not a curated record